Messenger RNA from Nanorana parkeri, 1128 nucleotides. It is a transcript of the gene HSPBP1, whose product is annotated as HSPA (Hsp70) binding protein 1. The record is from RefSeq and is a predicted model, not a curated record. NCBI's taxonomy places the organism in Eukaryota, Metazoa, Chordata, Amphibia, Anura, Dicroglossidae. The transcript is spliced from 7 exons. The coding region runs from base 12 to 989 and encodes 325 amino acids. Gene Ontology annotation, molecular function: protein binding.
GGGAAAUUGCCAUGGCAGACAGAGGACAUGAAGAAAACAGACAACAUCCACACAGUGCUCAAGGACUGUUGCAUAUGGCCAUUGAGGCUGGUGCAGGGUCAGCCACACCAGACCAAAUGGAACAGAUGUCUGAAGAGAGACGGAGGUGGCUACAGGAGGCCAUGAACAGUGCCUUUGCAGGCCAGGCUGAUGAAGUGCAGCAAAUAAAGGAAUGCCUACAGGAACUGAACACUGUUACAAGCGAUGAAGAUGGAGGUGGUCGGAAAAAAAGGGCACUGGAAUUGCUUGCAUACCUGUGUGAAAACCUUGAUAAUGCUUCUGAUUUCUGCAAGCUGGGUGGGAUGGAACUGCUGUUGAAUCGCUACUUGAGCUGCCCUGAAGCUGAGCUUUGCUGGAGAGCUGCUGACCUGAUUGGCAUCUGUAGCCAGAACGUACCGUUUGUUCAGGAGUGCGCAUUAUGUCUUGGUGCUAUUAACAAAUUGCUGCAAUUACUGGAUCAAGACAGCAGUGAACAAGUCAGGAUAAAAGCCCUUUUUGCGAUUUCUUGCCUGGUUCGGGAGCAAGAAGCUGGGCUGGCUGAAUUUGUGAAGAUGGAUGGCUUUUCUGUUUUAAUGCGUGCCAUGCAGAGUGAUGUAGAGAAACUAAAAAUAAAAUCUGCUUUUCUACUGCAGAAUCUGCUGUUUAGCCACCCAGAACAAAAAGAUGCACUACGUUCUAUGGGGAUGAUUCAGCAACUGGUAUCUUUGCUUCGCACUGAGCAUGGCCCUUUCCAUGAACAUGUCCUCUCUGCCCUGUGCAGCAUGGUGUCAGAAUUCCCAGUCGGUAUAGAUGAAUGUCGAGCCCUCGAAUUAGGUUUUGAAGAGCUGCUCAAAGAGCGAUGUCAACUAAUACAGAAGAAGGAGGAGUUUCAGGAAGAGUUGGAGUAUUGUGAGCGUCUCUUGAAGAUCUGCUUCCAGGAUAUUCCUGAUGACUAUGGCAUGGACCGAUGAUCACAUAAACUGUAUUCACAUAUAUUGCCUCAUGAUGGGACAAGAUGAUGAGUAAAAUAUCCAGUUAUGGACUCCUAUUGUGACUCCCCUCAGACAUAUGCGAUCUUUGUUUCAAAAGAGAAGUCUGGGAAUUUAAAUU